GUUGGAUGCAGCGCUGAAAUGUGAUUGGUCGAUUCAGCGACAGACAGAGCUGCCGCUGAGGGUUGAGUCUAGCUCCAGUGAAGGUCCCACACCUUUCACAUGCUGCUGAUAACUCUUCCUCCUGCGGUUCAUUAACUUAGAUAGGCGCCCAUGUGUGCUUAUCUAAAUUACCGUCGGAGUUGGGAGGAACCUUCCGAGGCAGAUAUCUCCGUAUUUCAGUGACAGACAAGGCUUACAGGUGAUGUUUAUAUCUGCAGAGAAGCUUGGUAGUGAAUGUGCUAGUUGAAUGGCCUCUUCCGUUAGUUUUUCCAUCCGGCUAGGCUAUGCGCCGCGUAUGAAACGCGCAUGCGCAUAAUCUGCAGCGCACAUCGUUGUCGCGGAAAGAAGACGUACAGGGAUGGGUGAGGGAAGCGGUGAGGAUGGCGUUCUUACAAUUAACGGAAAAUGGUACUAUUUUGCAACUUUCGGCAUCGUGUUGCUGCUGUUACUGCUGACCCUGUUCUGCGUUACCUUCACCUUACUUUGCGCCGUCCUGCGACGCCUACGCGAACUCUCAAGAUCGUUUCAGGCUCUGCGGGAACCAGACGGAGCAGUUGCAAAGAUGCACACCGACUCAGUGUCUGGUGCGGCGAAUAAAGAACAGUCACAUUCAGAAGAGCCGCUCCCAGGAACAGAGUUUUCAAACACAGGAACCGACCCCAGCAACGUGGCAGACCUGUAUGCAACGGUCCCAGAGGAGCACCGGCAGAAAAAGAAGAUGGCAAAGCUCUGCAUCCAGCAGUACGAUGACAUUAAUCUCCUUCCGCUGGAGUCGAGGGAAUCAGGUGAGGGAGAAGACGAGUCAAAAGUAGUCGCGAGCAUCACGAUUGAGCGAGGAGUCAGUGAAGGGUACAGCCGGCUUUGCCACGCCGGACCUCGAAUGAACUCCUCCAAGAGGUUCGGUCACCCAUUCUCUACCAGCACCCCGCAGCUACUGGAUGACAGCAGCGAGAGGAAGGACAGCUUCAGCAGCAGUGUCAAAGGCAACAACAUGACCUAUUCCGAAGUUGAGCCUAUGCGACCACGUUCGACGCUGAUCGGUCCCACUGGAAUCACAGGGAGCUACUCAAUGAUUAAGCAAGGGGAAGACGGUACCCCACCUCCGCUGCCAGGUCGCAUCAACCAGUUGUUUUACUCCUCACCAACCGAGAGCGGAUUGCUAAAGGACACGAGGAGCUCGACUGAGAAAGUUGCCGAGGUUGAGAGCUCAGGCACCGAACCGCCAAUACCAUACCAGAAUAUUGACAGAUCUGGAGACCCUGCAAAGAUUGGGGCUGGUUACAGUAUGGUGGCUAACCCGGCCUCUCCACCCAGGAUCACCGAUGGAGAUUUCUUCGGUGAGGUAAUGGAGUUUCACAACCUCCAAGCAGUAGAAGGGAGUACCCAAGAUCAAUUGUAUGAAAAGGUGAAGUAGCUAUUACGGACUCCCUUGUCCUUUAAUUUCACAUGAAGUUUUACUCGUUGUAUAAUUAUUGGAGUGUAGCUAGCAAUAAUUUUAUAGCAGUUUGCAUUAAUUGCACACCUCAAACGUACACCUGACACAGUUUAUGUUCACGUGUGCACACACAUGAAGUUCAUUUUCACUAUAGUUAUUAUACUCUGACAGAAGAGUAUAUACCAGGAUCAAAGAAAUAAUAAUAUACAGACGUCAAUACGUUUAUAAAAAGUAUACUGCGACAGCUAUUUGUUUUUAUUUGGACUGCUUUUGAUGGCAAUGAAAGAUGAAGGCUUGUCAGCAGUGGAAGGUGGCACUUCAGGCACUUCCUGACUUGGUUUGUAGUAAUUGUGGACGACUGACGCCCCGAGAAGCAGAGAGACUAGCGCUGAGCCUGCGAAGCUCAGAUAGUAGCUCCAGCUCAUUCGAUACGGCAUGGCGAGCUUGGGGAAUGCUCUACGAAUUUGUAUCGGUGUCUACCGUUUCUUGGUUCUCCUUUCUCUCUGUAGCUCGCCGCUCGGCUUCUUUCCGCACUAGUGUGUCGUCUACAGAUAUGAGCAAUGCAGACGCAAUGGUGCGCAUCAAUUGGGGUAAACUCACAGAACGUCUCUUUCCCGACCUGGACGUGGAUCAUGAACCAUUCGACGCCGGCGCCUAUCGCAAAGAACAGUGGAAGAGUCCUGAACACGCCAAGAUUAGCAAACCAGGACAUUAUCUCCCUUCUCUAGCACGGACCGCAUCGCGGUGGUGGGUGUGGUCGUCGGAC
Geodia barretti is the source of this 2240-nucleotide messenger RNA. The record is from the annotation of a GenBank genome assembly. NCBI's taxonomy places the organism in Eukaryota, Metazoa, Porifera, Demospongiae, Tetractinellida, Geodiidae.